Molecule: messenger RNA, 1479 nt
Organism: Strongylus vulgaris
Lineage: Eukaryota; Metazoa; Nematoda; Chromadorea; Rhabditida; Strongylidae
Source: the annotation of a GenBank genome assembly
AUGCCGUCCUUUUUCUGCAUUCCAUUAGCAUGUAAUCGUCAAAUAGACUCGCUUGAUCGUCGACAAAACAACCUUCAGGCUGUACCUCAUGAUAUUGAUCGUUAUCGUGGGCUCGAAGAGCUUCUGCUUGCCAUGAAUCACAUUAAAGAAUUGCCAAAGACACUCUUCCGACUCACGAAGCUCCGUUUACUGGAUCUCAGCGAUAAUGAUAUUUUCUGUGAGUGUAGAAUGCUUAUGAUUUUGGAUUUAAGCUCAAAUCCCAUCACAAGGCCCGUCCAUAUUUUUCAAUUUCUGUUACCCGAUACAAUAGCACAUUGUGUUUCUUUAACGCAUCUAGGAUUGAAUGACGUCUCUCUAACUCAACUGCCUGUAGACAUAGGGCAGUUGGUUAACCUCCGAUCGUUGGAAGCUCGCGACAACCUUAUCCGUACAUUGCCAGCUAGUAUUACACAUAUGAAAAACUUACAAGUGAUUGAUCUCGGCCAGAACGAGCUAGAUCAACUGCCAGCGGAGAUGGGCUGCUUAGAAUCGCUGAGAGAAUUAUAUGUUGAUUCGAAUGAUUUGGAAGCUCUUCCUGAACAACUAACAAAAUGCAGCUUUCUUGAACAGCUGGACGCGAGCGAGAACCGGCUUUCCAGCCUUCCGGAGGAAAUCGGGGACCUCUCCCAGCUCACUGAUGUCAAUUUGGCCGACAAUGAGACGAUUGAAGAAGCUAACUAUCUUGAAAUUGGAGAAGAACCACAUUCACCACUUGACUCAGAGCUACCAUCCUCUAUCGGAAAUUUGCGGAAUUUGAAGAAUUUGAAUGUUGAUCAGAAUAAACUCUCAGCCAUUCCUUCAACGAUUGGAGGUUGUGUCUCGUUGACAGUGUUGUCUUUGAGGGAGAAUGAAAUUACUGAAAUACCUAUGGAUAUUGGAAAGUGUGAAAAAUUAACUGUGUUGGAUUUAUGUAAUAAUAGACUGAGCCAUCUUCCUUUCACGAUCAACGUUCUCUUCAAACUGCAAGCGCUUUGGUUAAGCGAAAAUCAAUCUCAAGCCAUGUUGAAGCUCCAAGUGGAACGAGACCCGCGUACUGGUGUGAAGGUCCUCUCCUGCUAUCUUUUGCCUCAGCUGAGUGCUCAUCCUCAAAAUGGCUAUGGUAUUCAGUACCACAUCGUGUGUCCUAGUGGCAGGAAGCAAAUAGCCGCUAAUCGCGCUGGUCAGAAUCGGUCCUUUGUUGGUGGUCCGAAGGUACAUUUCCCCGAUCAAGACGCUACAGUUGACGAAGACAAGUUGCCAAUUGGGCAGUUUGAACGACACGAUACGCCUCACCCCAAGCCGCAGAAACUUAAGAAAAGCAGCAUCGAUGGGCAUAACCAGCCAGCUACUCUCGUUCUUUCAAAAAAACCAGCUCCUGGUAUGGACUCAUCACCGACAGGGGCUCCUCAACCUGCACCACGUUCCGCGCUCAAAUUUCAAAGUGUUCCUCCAACAGAGUGA